AUGUUUGUCAAAUCAUCCGUCCUCUUCUUUGCUGCCGCUUUGACCGCGGCAUACGCAGCCCGGAUCCCAAACCCUCACAACUACGGGACCGUGACAACCGCGGAGCACGUCCACGGUGACGAGGGCCGACAGUUCCUGGUCACGGAUAUCAUCAAGCCACACGUCCUGGCUGGGUUCCAAGCCAACUUCUUCUCCAAUUCAUGCAAUAAUGGCUUCAUCGGCCAGGUCACUGGGUCGGGCGGCGCCACCUGCGUCCAGUCGAUUCCUGGAACCAAGGCCAUCGCGCUUCUCAGCCAGCCAGCGGGAUGCGAAGUGACGGUGUAUACGGACGAGAACUGCAGCAACGGCGCCACACUGCUUACCGUUGGACAAUGUCUCCAGGAAACCGAGACCGGCAUUCCGUCGUAUUCCAUUGAUGGUAAUUGCUAG
Molecule: messenger RNA, 429 nt
Organism: Fonsecaea erecta
Lineage: Eukaryota; Fungi; Ascomycota; Eurotiomycetes; Chaetothyriales; Herpotrichiellaceae
Exons: 2
Coding region: 1-429 (142 amino acids)
Source: RefSeq, a predicted model, not a curated record